Molecule: messenger RNA, 3485 nt
Organism: Lacerta agilis (Sand lizard)
Lineage: Eukaryota; Metazoa; Chordata; Lepidosauria; Squamata; Lacertidae
Gene: ACOX2
Product: acyl-CoA oxidase 2
Exons: 16
Coding region: 181-2208 (675 amino acids)
Biological process (GO): very long-chain fatty acid metabolic process; lipid homeostasis; fatty acid beta-oxidation using acyl-CoA oxidase
Cellular component (GO): peroxisome
Molecular function (GO): fatty acid binding; FAD binding
Source: RefSeq, a predicted model, not a curated record
GUAAAAGGCAUUCAAACUUACUUAGCAAGGCGCUCGGCAGUGGAAGUCUUUCCGUCAGCCGCUCGGAUCAGGAAAUAGCCUUGCGAGAAUUCCCCUUUUGCGAAGGGCGGUGCUACGAGGGUCUUCGCUGGAUAUCCCCGGGGUUGUUCCUGAGAUCAGAGCAUUCCACCAACGUUCAGAAUGGCAUCGUGGAAUGCAAAUAAAAGCAUCCAGAAUUCCACUGGACAAAUUGUGAACCCUGACCUUGACAUUGAAAGGAAAACAGCUUCCUUCAGUGUCGAACGACUGACCAAUAUACUGGAUGGAGGUGCUGAAAAGACACAGAUGAGGAGGACAGUAGAUGCCAUGAUCCAGAGUGAUCCGGUGUUCAGCCUAGAAAACCAGUACUUCAUGAGCCAGAACGAAAGAUACGAAGAUGCUGUCAGGAAGUCCGUUCACCUCUCAAAGAAGGCGGCCGAAAUGGGAUGGGAGGCAGGCGGACCUGAACUGGGUUACUGCCACAGGGCCCUUCAUGCCAACCUGGCAUUCAACGUCCACGUGGUCUUUGUUAAGAGCCUUAUGGGGUUAGCCACAGACGAACAGCUCGCCAAGUGGCUCCCUUUGGCAGAAAAAUUUUACAUCGUAGGCACCUAUGCCCAGACCGAAUUGGGUCACGGAACUUACCUUCGGGGAUUGGAGACAACAGCCACCUUUGAUGCUGCUACACAGGAGUUUGUUCUCAACACGCCAAGCAUCUCUGCCAUGAAGUGGUGGCCGGGAGAUUUAGGACGAACAGCGACUCACGCUGUGGUCUUUGCUCAGCUUUACCUGAAAGGAAAGUCCUAUGGCAUGCAUCCCUUCAUGGUGCAGGUCCGCAGCCUCCGAGAUCAUUCUCUGGAACCAGGAGUAACUGCAGGGGAUAUUGGUCCCAAAAUGAGCUUUGAAAAUGUUGACAAUGGCUUUCUCUUGCUGAAGAAUGUUCGUAUUCCGAGGGAAAACAUGCUGGCCAAGUUCUCUCAGGUCCUGCCAGAUGGCCGGUAUAUGAAAAAAGGAUCUGCAAAAAUUAACUACCUUACUAUGAUUGUGGUCCGUGUCUUCAUGCUUCAAAAUGAAAUUGUCCCCAAUCUGAUGAAGGCAUGCACCAUCGCAAUCCGAUAUUCCGCAGUGCGCCGGCAGUCUGAGUUGAAGCCCGGUGACCGCGAGGCAAAGAUUCUUGACUAUCAGACCCAGCAACAGAAGCUUCUUCCUCAGCUGGCAACCGCCUAUGCCUUUUUCUUUGUUGCUAAUUAUCUGCGGGACUUCUUUGACAGGGGCUACAUGGAAACCAAAGAAGGAAAGUUUGACUUGCUCCCUGAGCUUCAUGCUCUUGCUGCAGGAAUUAAAGUCAUCGCUACAGACUACUGCUCGGCCGGAGUCGAGAUUUGUCGGAAGGCCUGUGGGGGGCAUGGCUACUCUCUUCUCAGCGGCCUGCCUUCCUUAUACACCAGGCAGGUGGCUGGUUGCACCUAUGAGGGGGAAAACACUGUCCUCCUCCUGCAGACAGCCAGGUUUCUGAUAAAGUGCCUUGGGAUGGCACAAAGCGGCCAGCCUCUUCCUUCAUCAGUUGCUUACCUGACUUCUGAAAGCUUUGGGAAAUGCCAAGCCCAGGAAAAGAGAGACUUCCUGAAUCCUGACGUUUACACUGAAGCUUAUAGGCACAGAGCAUUCAGAGUUGCAAGAAACGCAGCUGUCAAACUCCAGGGUUUUGUUCAGCAGGGAAUGGCACAGCACGACGCUUGGAACAGGUGCUCUGUCCAACUUGCCCAGGCUGCCAUGGCUCACAGCCAAUACAUCGUGGUGGAAAAAUUUGUCAAAGCGUUGGAGACAUUUGGAAAAGAGGCUGCCAUCCAGAGGGUCCUUAAGCAUCUCUGCGACCUCUAUGCCCUGCAUGGGAUUUUCUCUGACUUGGGAGACUUUGUGCAGGAUGGCUACCUUUCUACAAAGCAAACUGACAUGGUGACCGAAUCGUACCUGGAUCUCCUGGCUGUCGUUCGGAAAGAUGCUGUGCCCUUAGUGGAUGCAUUUGAUUUCUCGGAUGCAAAUUUAAAUUCAGCCCUUGGCUGCUAUGACGGUCAAGCCUAUCAGAGGCUUUACGAGUGGGCCAAGAAGUCGCCAACCAACCAUCAGGACAACCGGAUCUUCGAGACGUAUUUGAAGCCACUUUUCCGGAACGCCCUGUCCAAGCUGUGAAAGGAGGAAGUGAAUUAGAGAGGCAGCUCCUUUCUCCCCCGCUGCUGCUCUCAAAGCAACAGCAACAUUUAUUGAUUAAUGUAAACCCAUAAAAUGUAGUGGCCGACUGCCUUUUGAGUCUUGUCCAUCAAAACAUUCUCUUGAGUUUUCCCCGCAAGCGGAAGGCAGCCAGCGAAUCUGAACAAUUUGCUUUGGCGAUGGGGUGAUGCCUUUUUAACUUCACCAAAUAAGCCAAGUUUUAUUUUAUUUCACUGUGCACAGCAGCCCUUGCUGACAAGGUUAUGUGCCAGCCCAGGACACUGGAAUUACUGCCAUGAGAUCAGUCCACCAGCCAUUUUAGGGCUGGGAUUGGGGAACCUGUGGCCCUCCAGAUACGGCUGAACUACAGCUCCCAUCACCCUUGACCAUUGGUCAUGCUGACCAGAGCUAGGAGGAGCGCCACAAUUCCCUCCCUUGCUUUAGGAUCCAGACCAGGACCAAGGGAGUAGCAGUUGUUGUACAGAACCCCCUAUAGCAACUUUAUCGAUCGCAGAAUUCUGGUGAUGGCAGAAGGGAUUGCUAUGGCUUUUCUCAGGGCCUGGCCACACCCACCUGUCACUCACUUGAUGUCAUAUGACCUCAGGGAAAGCCGCAGCUGCAAAGGAGCAAUUGGGAGCAUUAGAUUGGGGCUCCCAGUUGUUCCUUUUGCAAGCAAGUUUGCAAUGUAAAUCUGGAGCGGAAUGCAAACUGCACCAUUUCAGCCAGGUCAGAUGCCAUACGAUUUCAGGUGACUGGCAGCGGGGCAUGCUUGCCCACCUAGGGCUGGCUGCAACUUGAGCCAACCGAAAAUGAUUUCGCCCCCUUUUCUAACACACGCGUUUCCUGUGUGGAAAUUCGCCUGCACUAAUGUAAGCAGAGGCAUGGAAUGGUCCAUGAUGAUGAUUCUUGUUUUUAAUACUUUCAGGGAAACGUACCUAUUCUCCAAGUGCCUAAACUGUAAAAAAAGAAAAAGAAACUCGGCAAGAUGCCUUUAAGAACCAUCAGACCCUUAGGAUGUAAUUGUAGGUCUCUCAAACCCACCUCGCAACCUCUAAUUUAAAACCUCACUGUGGUGACAGAGCUUGCACUAAAUUGAAAAACCUGCGCAGAAAAGACAGGGGUAUAGAUGUUUUAAAUUAAUUCCACACAGGCACCAGGCUAGCAGAAACACGCAAAGCUGAAAUUAAGCUAAUGAUCGAGUUCAACCUGCGUUGCUUCCAUUUAAUCAGCUUGCGAGAGUGUGCAAUUUAGGAAGAGCA